AGGAAGGGGAGGAGUGAUUGGGGUAAACUGUGUCUGUGCAGAGCAGAGGUAACCUGUGUGCUGGGGCUAAGUGCCUAGGAAGGUUACCCUGGAUUUGCUGUUCUUGAAAAUUAACUGAGGUAGCAGUGAACAGGGCUGGUUGAAUGAGGACUGGACACCACCAAGCGACUGAAGCGCUGACCAAAGGGGAGAGCCUGGCUGAAGAGCAGUCAUUCCAUGGUUAGUAGUGACCGCUAAUGAGAAGCCUUUGAGAAGUGGUCUGAUUGCCUCAGUCCAGUUCCACCACCUUGACAUCUGGGCCAUCGUUGCUGAUCUCCCCAGCAGGACCACCGACGGAACGGGUCAUUGACAAGAAACAAAAUGGAUGUCUAAAGAUGGUGCCCACCCAGAAAGAAGUGGUGCACGUCUCUGAGGCAUGAUUCCGAAGGUGAACUCCCAAUGAUGCUGCAGCCCAAGCUGUACAUGCCUCUGUGGAUAAUCAUAGAGGACUUCAGUCUGUUGGGAUUUCACUCCAGCCCCUUGAGGGGCUGCGGGGACACAGACUUUCCUUCUGUCUCAGAAUAUGAGCAGUGUAAAAGUGUCAAUGAAAAAGUAAUACAGCCCAGGCCGUCACAUUGUCCCAGUGCAACUGCACUGUCCCGCUGAGCCAUAGACUGAUGUAUUUUCCUGCAGCCCAAAAAGAAGGAACCUCCUGUAGGUCCAGUGAUACUGUGGUCUGUUACUCCUUCCCUUAUCAGCAACAGCUUGUGCACUAGCAGUAAGUGCUUCUAUGUAAGCCAUGCAGGAUUUUAAAUCCAUUUUGCAUCUGAUUGUAGCCAAGAUUGUUGGCUAUAGCUACGGCCAAAAAUGUUACAUUCCUUGGCUUCUCUGUGACCUGUUUACUGUCAACUACAUUAAAUUAAUGAGCAACUCUAGUGGGAAGACAGAAUGGAGAGACUGGGAUGAGAAUCAGCAGGGCCCUCUCCAGCUCUGUAGGGCAAGUGCAGAAACUGUGGCAAGAGCCUGUCUACAGCUUGAUAACAAGUGUGGUGCGGCAGAGGCUGUAGUCUUGAAAAACAGCUGAUGCCAAGGAAUACAACAUAUCAUGUUACACCAGAGCUCUACACAAAGUGGCAAGAGACAUUGGCCGAUUGAAGUUAUUCUCCUGACGAGAGAGGCUACAGCAUCCUGGAGCUCAGCUGCCAAUCAAAAAAGAUUUAUGGGCUAUAUUGUGACAAAAGCCAGUUGAUCUGGAAUUCAUGAGGUCUGGGGUGAAGGGAGAAAUUUGCCUUUUUUUAGGUCUGCUUAUUGAUGGGUUUUGUCUCUCUGGAUUUUCUCUUGAGGACAGCGUAGCCAGAAUAAUGCUGUGAACUAUUCCAAAUGUACUAUAGACACGGGGGAGAAUUCAAUAUGGAAGACAUAUAGCUCAAAUAAGCAACACAUGUUCCUGUGGAAUAGGCAUGUUUCAUAUGUAAUGCUAUAAAUAAAACAAUUCUGUUUCCCCUGCUGAAUGUUCUGACUCUCCGCAGCAAAAACAGGAGCUGCUGCUUGAAACAGACCCGCCAUGUUGCUUAGCAAUGCACGUGGGGAAGGCUCAACUUUUCACCUUCACAUUGCUUUUCAGCCCAGACCGGUAAAUUGAAGCCCUUUGUGCUCUUGUCUAAUGUCUCAGGAAAUAAGGAAGGCCCAUUCGGAUUGUAAGUUGUCUUUUGCUUGUAUUCAAAGCAAAAGGAUCACGGCAGAAACAGAGAAAUGUGUGAGAGCAUGAGGGGCUGUAAGUGAAAUCCGGGUCCAAUUAAAGUCAGCAGGAGUUGCCCUAUUGAUGUGAAUGGGCCAAAGGUACGUCCAUGAUGUACGAAGUAUGCUCCAGGCCCUCUCCUGAAGGGUGGAACAGAGGCAGCUUGGCUUUUUCCUUUGGGCUGGAGGCACCUGUCACAUACUGGUGGGAUAUCUCAUCGUACACUGAAAUCUGCAGAAGGAGUUUGUAUCUAAUCAACCUGAUACAAGUGUCUCUACAAGUGGAUAUUGUUCCAAGUCAGGUGGAGAUCAGCGUUGGAGAAUCCAAAUUCUUCUUAUGUCAAGUGACUGGGGAAGCCAAAGCCAAAGACAUUUCCUGGUUCUCCCCCAACGGCGAGAAGCUGACGCCCAACCAGCAGCGCAUCUCGGUGGUGCGGAACGAUGACUUCUCCUCCACCCUCACCAUUUACAGCGCCAACAUCGACGACGCCGGCAUCUACAAGUGUGUCGUCACCAGUGAGGAGGAGGGCGACUCUGAGGCCACCGUCAACGUGAAAAUCUUCCAGAAGCUGAUGUUCAGGAACGCUCCCACCCCUCAGGAGUUCCAGGAGGGGGAAGAUGCGGUGAUUGUGUGCGAUGUGCUCAGCUCGCUGCCUCCCACCAUUAUGUGGAAACAUAAGGACAGGGACGUUGUCCUGAAAAAAGAUGUCCGAUUUAUAGUCUUGCCCAACAACUUCUUGCAAAUCCGGGGAAUCAAGAAAACGGAUGAGGGGACGUACCGCUGUGAGGGCAGAAUCCUGGCUCGUGGGGAGGUCAAUUUCAAGGAUAUUCAGGUCAUCGUGAAUGUGCCUCCUUCCGUCCGUGCCAGGCAGAACACAAUGAAUGCUACGGCCAAUCUCAGCCAGUCUGUCACCUUAGUGUGCGAUGCUGAUGGCUUUCCUGAGCCAGCCAUGAGCUGGAUGAAGGAUGGGGACUUGAUAGAACGGGGGGACAAUGACAAGAAAUACGACUUCAACUACGAUGGCUCUGAGCUGACCAUCAAGAAGGUAGAGAAGAGCGACGAGGCGGAGUACACCUGCACCGCUGAGAACAAGGCCGGAGAGCAGGAGGCCAUCAUCCACCUCAAAGUCUUCGCAAAACCCAAAAUCACUUACGUGGAGAACAAAACUGCCAUGGAACUGGAGGACCAGAUCACGCUGACCUGCGAGGCUUCCGGGGACCCAAUCCCCUCCAUCACCUGGAGAACCUCCACCCGGAACAUCAGCAACGAAGAGAAGGCUUCGUGGACUCGGCCCGAGAAGCAAGAGACUCUGGAUGGGCGCAUAGUGGUGCGCAGCCAUGCCCGAGUGUCCUCCCUGACGCUCAAGGACAUUCAGUACACGGACGCUGGAGAAUACGUGUGCACGGCCAGCAACACCAUCGGGCAAGACUCCCAGGCCAUGUACCUUGAAGUGCAAUAUGCCCCCAAGCUGCAGGGCCCUGUGGCGGUCUACACCUGGGAGGGGAACCAAGUGAACAUCACGUGCGAGGUGUUUGCUUAUCCCAGUGCUGCCAUCUCCUGGUUCCGGGACGGGCAGCUGCUGCCAAGCUCCAACUACAGUAACAUCAAGAUCUACAACACCCCAUCAGCCAGUUACCUGGAGGUGACCCCGGAUUCCGAGAAUGACUUUGGGAACUAUAACUGCACCGCAGUGAAUCGCAUCGGCCAGGAGUCCUCCGAAUUCAUCCUUGUGCAAGCAGAUACUCCGUCCUCUCCUUCCAUUGACAGAGUGGAGCCUUACUCCAGCACUGCCCAGGUGGAGUUUGAUGAGCCGGAGGCCACCGGUGGGGUGCCCAUCCUCAGGUACAAGGCGGAAUGGAGAGCACUGGGCGAGGAGGAUUGGCAUUCCGGGUGGUAUGAUGCCAAAGAAGCAAACAUGGAGGGCAUUAUCACCAUCAUGGGCCUGAAGCCAGAGACAACCUAUGCCAUCAGACUGUCAGCCAUCAAUGGCAAGGGCCUGGGAGAGAUCAGUGCAGUGUCUCAAUUCAAGACCCAGCCAGUUCGCAUUCCUCGUUCACCAACUCAUGUUGCCCCACCCGCCCAUUUCGCAGACACAACCCAGCCUCCUACCAGAUCCGAAAGCACAGAGCAGAUGAAAGGGGAACCCAGCGCACCCAAACUGGAGGGCCAGAUUGGAGAAGACGGGAACUCCAUUAAAGUGAACUUUAUCAAGCAGGAUGAUGGAGGCUCCCCGAUCAGACAUUAUCUGAUCAAAUACAAAGCUAAGCAGUCCUCAGACUGGAAACCAGAGAUCAGACUCCCUUCUGGCAGCGACCACGUCAUGCUUAAGUCCCUCGAGUGGAAUGCAGAGUAUGAGGUCUACGUGAUAGCUGAGAACCAGCAAGGGAAAUCCAAGCCUGCACACUAUGCUUUCAGGACUUCAGCUCAGCCUACUGUAAUCCCAGCCAGCACCAGCCCCACGUCAGGCCUAGGGACCGCUGCCAUCGUGGGCAUCCUCAUCGUCGUCUUUGUGCUGCUCCUGGUGGCCGUGGACAUCACCUGCUACUUCCUGAACAAGUGCGGCCUGCUGAUGUGCAUCGCGGUGAACCUGUGCGGCAAGUCUGGGCCCGGGGCCAAGGGCAAAGACAUGGAGGAGGGCAAAGCUGCCUUCUCAAAAGACGAGUCAAAAGAGCCCAUCGUGGAGGUGCGGACUGAGGAGGAGCGGACCCCGAACCACGACGGGGGCAAACACACAGAGCCCAACGAGACCACGCCGCUGACGGAGCCUGAGCACCCAGCUGACACUACAGCUACGGUGGAGGACAUGCUGCCUUCCGUAACCACGGGCACCACUAAUUCUGACACUAUCACCGAAACCUUUGCCACUGCUCAGAACAGCCCGACCAGCGAGACCACCACCCUGACUUCCAGUAUUGCCCUGCCAGCCACAGCUAUCCCUGACUCAAACUCCGUGCCGCCCAGCCAGGCCACUCCGGCCAAAGGGGCGGCCACCUCAGCUUCCUCGCCACUGUCCUCCUCGGCCCCCAAAGUCGCCCCCCUGGUUGACCUCAGCGACACCCCAACAUCUGCUCCGGCCACUAGUAAUUUGUCUUCGAGUGUCCUGGCCAACCAAGGGGCAGUGCUCAGUCCCAGCAAUGCCACCGGCAUGGCUGAGGCCUCAAAGGCGCCAGCUGGUAGCAAGCCGUCUGCCCCAGCCCCUGCAAACCCCGCUAGCCCUCCAGCUUCUUCAGAGCCCAAGCAGGAGGUGUCAAGCACCAAAAGCCCAGAAAAGGAAGCUGUACAACCCAGCAUGGUGAAGAGUCCAACAGAAACAGCCAAGAACCCAACUAACCUGAAGAGCGAGGCUGCCUCAGGCAGCACCACAAACCCCUCCCAGAACGAGGACUUUAAAAUGGACGAAGGGACCUUCAAGACCCCAGACAUUGACCUUGCAAAGGAUGUUUUUGCAGCUCUUGGCACUUCUGCUCCUGCCAGUGUGGCUAGUGGGCAAGCUCGCGAGCUUGCUGCUCCCACUGUAGACAGCUCUGUACCGCUGGCACCGGCAAAGACCGAGAAAACCCCUGUAGAAGAAAAAUCUGAGGUGCAAGCAACGGAACCGAAGACACCUCCACCAGAAGUCAAGACGGUCCCCAACGAAGCCACACAAACAAAUGAAAACGAGAGCAAAGCAUGAUCAGCAGCAGCAAAGAACAAAAAAUGACAGAACAACUUCACCUGAGCAUUUAAAACACAACACACAUCUCAUUCCUCUAGUGUCUUUUGCCUUUAAAAGAAAAACAGACAAAAUGAAAGAAUGCAUAAAUGGGGAUCUCUUUU
Messenger RNA from Mauremys reevesii (Reeves's turtle), 5533 nucleotides. It is a transcript of the gene NCAM1, whose product is annotated as neural cell adhesion molecule 1. Gene Ontology annotation, molecular function: protein binding. Gene Ontology annotation, biological process: cell adhesion. The transcript is spliced from 27 exons. Gene Ontology annotation, cellular component: membrane. The coding region runs from base 1827 to 5390 and encodes 1187 amino acids. The record is from RefSeq and is a predicted model, not a curated record. NCBI's taxonomy places the organism in Eukaryota, Metazoa, Chordata, Testudines, Geoemydidae.